UAGAAGGAAUCUUCCUCGACCGCUUAGCGCCUGGGGAAGUGCGAAACCAUCCGCCAGUGGGUAAAGAUUGCUCGGUUUCUAUCGUCGUAGUGGUAGCGUUGCCACGGCGCUCGGCUAGCGGCAGAAGGGUCCAGCGCUCUCGCUCGCGGUGUUUUAGAGGCGUGCUUCGCUAAAACACCCAGCCCACCGGCACGGCAAUGGAUAAGGACGAGUUGGUUCAGCGGGCCAAGCUUGCGGAGCAGGCCGAACGGUACGACGACAUGGCGGCCGCCAUGAAGCAGGUCACAGAAACGGGCGUGGAGCUCAGCAACGAGGAGCGCAACCUGCUCUCUGUCGCCUACAAAAACGUCGUCGGUGCCCGGCGGAGCUCGUGGCGGGUCAUCUCGAGCAUAGAGCAGAAGACCGAGGGUUCGGAGCGCAAGCAGCAGAUGGCCCGGGAGUACCGGGAGAAAGUGGAGAAGGAGCUACGCGAGAUCUGCUACGACGUGCUGGGUCUUCUAGACAAGUAUCUGAUCCCCAAGGCAAGUAAUGCCGAAAGCAAAGUGUUCUACCUGAAAAUGAAGGGCGACUACUACAGGUACUUGGCAGAGGUUGCCACCGGCGAGCAGAGGAACAGUGUGGUCGAGGAGUCUCAGAAGGCUUACCAGGAGGCCUUUGAUAUCAGCAAGAGCAAAAUGCAGCCCACGCAUCCCAUCCGGUUGGGGCUUGCCCUAAACUUCUCUGUGUUCUACUACGAAAUACUGAACUCUCCCGACAAGGCAUGCCAGCUGGCCAAGCAGGCAUUCGACGACGCUAUCGCGGAGUUGGACACGUUAAAUGAGGAUAGCUACAAGGAUAGCACGCUCAUAAUGCAGCUCCUCCGAGACAACCUCACGCUCUGGACGUCGGACACCCAAGGGGACGGCGACGAGCAGCAGGAAGGUGGUGACAAUUGAUCUUCGUGUGUGCACCGAGCCCCUUCCGCGUGCAUUCCCAUCGCGCCGCGGCCGCCCCAGCAGCAACGCCGACACCGUCGUCCCUCGCAGCAGCCGGCCGAUGGCGAUGCUGAUGCUGCUGCUGCCGACGUCGCCGCCGCCGCUGCCGCCGCCGCCCUCCUCUCCUUCCCCUCCCUCACCGCCCGCCCUUUCUUCCUACUGCCGCCGCCGCCUCUGGUCGUUGUGGUCCUUGCCACCGCUGCGCCUCCUCACCUCACGGCCUCCCCUCCUCUACUCUACUCCUCCUGACUCUUUUCAUUCGUUGUCUUGUUUUCAUGUCUACCUACCGCGUGGAAGAAGGGACGCUCCCCCCCCCCCCCCCCCCCCCUUUCUGUAUAUCUCGUCUUGCCAAACCUCACUUUAGGGGGAAAGGGUCUCGAAACAAAGCGAGCAUUAUUGGGCGGUCACGUUGUGUGGUGUCACUUCUUGAGCCGUGGUGUGUGGUGUCACGGCCGCCUAAGUAUCCGCCCCCCUUCUCGCGCAUUUUUUAAUGUCUGAAGGAGGAGGAACGCAAGCUGGUCCAAUGUUUUCGUGCUCCCAUCUUGUUCUCUUCCGUUUCCAAAGGAAUUUUGCCUUCUUGAUGUGCAGUUUCUAACAUGGGGGCGGGGGGGUUGUGUCCAUGCCCCGUCGACCGGGUGCUCUUGUCUUGUCGGAUAGCUGGUUCCGUUGUUGCUCUCCCACCCUCCUGUUUGUGUGUGCCCAGAUAUCAAGAACCCCACCCCCACGUUUUGUUCCCUUGCGGUUGUGCCUAGGUGUUUUAUGUAGGGGGGAGGUGGCCCAAGCUACUUGAGUGCACGCGCUCCAACAAACCCACCUCUUUCUUCGGUGUUCAUUUGUUCACUGCUGUUUUAAUUUGUCCAAUCCACUGUAGCCAAAAAAAAAAGGAAGCAUCUCGCCUCCUUUCCUCUGUUGCAACCAUUCUUGGAGGGAGCUUUGACAGCAAGAAUCCCAAGUCUUCCGUUGUUUUCACUGUUUUUUUUUCCUGAAUGAGGGGAGGGAGUGUUUACCUGGUUGGACUUUUUCCACACAUGACACUUGGCUGAGGCAGUGCGCAUGCGCAUGCAAGUCUAUACUCAGAUUAAGAGAAACUUAGGUUUAACAUUUAUUUCGAAGGAAGAUUCGUGCCUCCUGUUGGACAAAGCGGCGGCAGCGACCACUUUUCUCUCUCCUGCCACUACCCUUGUCUCGGACAUAAUUUUUUAAGUGUUCAGGUUCGUGUACAGCUUCUUUUUUUUUUUUUCCCCGUCCCUCAACUGUUUCUGUUAGAUUUUCUUUUCCCCCCUGGGAGAAUGACGUUCUAGUGAUGCGCAGAGCUUUUUAUUUGUUCGAUAAAGAUUGAGAAGGCAGGGGGAGGGAUUGCUUAGAAUAGGGAAAAAAAAACCGAUGCGUGGCGGCCCUCUUUACACCGCCCAACGUAGGAAGUGCUUCUUUCUUUUCUUUCCCCUGUGGAAUAUAAGGGAGGGGCCAGCGAACGCCUGCGACCACUACUGUAUUUAUGAUCUUCCGUAGCUGACCAUUUAUUUUUUCCCCCCUCGAAGGCGUCACUCUCGUUGACAUCUUGUUUUCACAUGUUGGAGCCUAUGCUCCCCCACAACUCGGUCUCUCUCCUGUCCUCCUUGCCCUCCCUUGCCCCCUUCCUUCUCCCUCCUCGCAGCAGCAUCGUUAUAUUAAAAAAAGAACAUUGUCAUUUACCAGAGCUGUCACCCGAUUCCUUUUGUUUGCCCUCCUGUUUGAGCAUACAGUGUACUGAGAACUGAUGAUGGAAGAGAAACGUGUGCCCUUGAUUUCGA
Molecule: messenger RNA, 2764 nt
Organism: Dermacentor andersoni
Lineage: Eukaryota; Metazoa; Arthropoda; Arachnida; Ixodida; Ixodidae
Gene: 14-3-3zeta
Product: tyrosine 3-monooxygenase/tryptophan 5-monooxygenase activation protein zeta
Source: RefSeq, a predicted model, not a curated record